This is a messenger RNA of Funneliformis mosseae, 1353 nucleotides long. NCBI's taxonomy places the organism in Eukaryota, Fungi, Glomeromycota, Glomeromycetes, Glomerales, Glomeraceae. The record is from the annotation of a GenBank genome assembly.
AUGUAUGAACCACCAGACAGUCUCAAGCAAAAGCUUGAUUCUUACUUCCUUUCUGACAAUUCUUCUUCCCUAUCUGACUGGAAUAAUUGGAGUUUUCUCUCCUUCUUGGAAUUUGCAAAAAAGAGAAGAAUCUUGUCAAUAAAAAAUAAAAGAGAUCUCCACCAAAGGUUUUCAAACUCUCUAAACGCAAUUCUAAUGUCAGACGCGUCAAGGAAGGUGAAAGAAGUGACUAAGGCUCUGCAGAGUAAGAUGUGUUCGACUAGUGUUGAUUUGUUCUGGAAGGAAGUUCAGACAAAUGAGGAAAUUGCUAUUGCGCAAGCUGAAUAUCAGCGCAAACAAACUUUCAUCGAAUUAAAAAAUGGGUUUGAAAAUAGGGUGAUUGAGAGUCGCGAAAGAGAAGUAAAGAAGGAUGUGAAUAAGGCACUGUCGGUGUUGGAUGCUCCCACAAUACCACCACCUGGUAAUGCUUCCACAGCACCACCACUUCAUUAUACUCCUACAACACCACCUUGUAAUGCUUCCACAAUGCCACCACCACUAUCACAGAAUAUUCUUAAACGUCCUCUUGAUAUUUACGAGACAAAAGCUUUGGGGCAAUCAGUGAUAUCGCAUUUUGAAGCAAAGAUGCAAGAAUAUAAACCUAAGAAAGCUUUAUCCACAGAAGUUAUGAGAAUCUUGAAAACAUUUAAUGUUUCAUCUUUAGAAGACCUUGGAAAAGCACUUGACGAUGUCAAAAUUGAUUACAAUAAUUUGGAUCGUGAUAUUAUCUACUUGCGUUGUCUUUUCGAAAAUUAUAAAUCAACAAUAAACUUCGAUAACAGAGACCUACCGGAAGGCUGGUAUAACAGCCACAUCGUAGCACCAAUAUUCGAUGAUUGCCUCGAAUCGAUAGAUGAAUGUAUUCUCCGAUGCAGACAGUUUGAGUUUAUAUACGUAGAGACGGCAACAACUUCUGUACUUUCAAAGUCAGAUAAAGAUUUAUCGAAGCUACACAAUGCUAUUAUCCUUAUAUUUAAGCAUAUGGUAUUAACGUUACUGGAAAAAUUACUACACGAGAUUUCAUCCAUGCCCAUUCUUUGCGUGCAAUUCAGCGGAGUAAGCGUUGAAGUAUAUUUAGCAAUCUGGUUAGCAAACAUGCGACCGGUAGUUUUUUCAAUUAUAGACUUCGAGAUAGCAGAAGAGAUAACGACAUUUCUGAAAAUGACAAAGGUUGCCGCCAAAAUGCUGUCAUUGCGGCCUUUCAUUCAAAAUCUACAUAAAAGAUACCAAACAUUGUUAACGAAAGAGGCCGACUAUUAUUUGAAUGAUGACAAUACCUGGACAUCACCAAUAAGGAUGAAAGCUCGUCAUUAA